Messenger RNA from Cordyceps fumosorosea ARSEF 2679, 1311 nucleotides. Its product is annotated as hem oxygenase-like, multi-helical. The transcript has a single exon. NCBI's taxonomy places the organism in Eukaryota, Fungi, Ascomycota, Sordariomycetes, Hypocreales, Cordycipitaceae. The coding region runs from base 1 to 1311 and encodes 436 amino acids. Gene Ontology annotation, biological process: heme oxidation. Gene Ontology annotation, molecular function: heme oxygenase (decyclizing) activity. The record is from RefSeq and is a predicted model, not a curated record.
AUGCCCGUCUCCGACAGAACGUCAUCUGACCAGGCCAUGUCCCUCGGCGAUCGCAUCAACGCAGAGACCCGAGGCAUCCACGCCGACACUAACAAAGUCAUCCUCUCUCAACUGCCUAAGCUCCUGCCGCCUCAUGCCGCCGACCCUUCCAUCUACGCUUCAGGGCUCCUGCAUAUUGCACCAAUAUACCUGACCUUCGAAGGUCUCUGGCAUCGCUUUCUCACCCCUGAUCUAAAAGAGGAUAUCGAUCUCGAGCCGCUGCGGCCCGCAUCCGGGACAGUCCCGGUAGAGAACUCACCCUUGCCUAGCCGCGUGCACUCCAGCCUCCAUGCCCUGCUUGUGCCAGGUCUCGCUCGAGGAGGCCGCCUCAAGGCUGAUAUUCAAGCGUUGACUGGCUGGUCGGAUCUUGUCCUCGAGACGCAGCUCGAACUCGUCUCCGGACAGCCGGCACUUGCCGCCAUUAUUGAACGCAUGACAGCGUCCAUCCAGAAGCAACCGCUGCUUAUUGUCACGUAUACGUACAUCCUGUACAUGGCUCUCUUCGCCGGGGGCCGGAUCAUCUGCAAAAAGCUGAAAUUGGCAGGCGACGACUUCUGGCAGACUCCUCUAGCCCCUAUCAAACCCACCAUGCAGCUCUGCAUACCGGUGCCCUCACAAGACGAGCUGCCGUUGAGCUUCUUCCGCUUCGACAACCCAAAUAAUGGCGAGGACUUGAAGGUCGAGUACAAGCGCAUCCUGAAAAUGAUUGAAUCAGCUAUUGACUCAGAUGAGGCGGACGCCAUUGUCGGGGAGGCGACUAAUGUCUUCAGGCACAUACUCUCUAUCGAGGAACUGCUUGAAGCCGUUUUCAAGGAUGACCCUAGCGAUGGUGCCGCGACAAUGCCCGGAGAGUACUUGCAGCCGGCGUCACUCCUCAGUCGUGUGCGUAACAGCGUGGCCGUGGCCAAGGAGAGAUACGGAAAGAGCUCACCGGGAACAUCUUCGAGUGAAGCCGACAGCGCCGGAACCGUCAUUCGACGACGCAACUAUCGCUCCAGCGCCUCAUCCGACUCGCAUUCGACCGACAGCGCCGCGUCUGAGCACCCACCGAUGCCUGCUGUUACUGGUGUCGAGCUGUGCCCUGCCGCGGUCGUUAGAUCCGUCCGCUUCAACUCGGCCUUGUCACUCCCGCAGCAACAGGAGCAGACGGCGUGGGCAGGCCGGCGAGAGCAGAUCAAGACUGCAGACCUGACCAGCUGCGUGCUUGCCGCCCUGCUCGGCAUAGUGGCCAUGGGUGUCAUCCUUGUCUCGAGACGAGGUGCCGCGGCGUGA